AUGCCAUUUGAUGGUCUGGCAUGCAACAUUUUUAUCCCGUAUAUGAACUCAAAAAUCCCGGAAAAACGGGUCAAAGAAGGUACUCCGGCUGAUAACGUUACCAAUUUGAAUACGCUGUCAUUCGUAUUCCUGGAAACGGGCUUAUCAAUCCAAUUCCAUUUGACGAAUUCAAAACGACUGAAAGCUAUGAGUGAAUUGAAUUCGCUUUGUCCUCCAACAUUUGCGGAAGAGAAGAUAGAGAAUGAAGUAGAAGAGGAGAGUCUUUAA
Molecule: messenger RNA, 267 nt
Organism: Loa loa (African eye worm)
Lineage: Eukaryota; Metazoa; Nematoda; Chromadorea; Rhabditida; Onchocercidae
Exons: 2
Coding region: 1-267 (88 amino acids)
Source: RefSeq, a predicted model, not a curated record